Neogale vison (American mink) is the source of this 2174-nucleotide messenger RNA. RefSeq names its product steroid 5 alpha-reductase 2 (gene SRD5A2). Bases 1 to 765 code for a protein of 254 amino acids. Gene Ontology annotation, molecular function: 3-oxo-5-alpha-steroid 4-dehydrogenase activity. The transcript is spliced from 5 exons. The record is from RefSeq and is a predicted model, not a curated record. Lineage: Eukaryota; Metazoa; Chordata; Mammalia; Carnivora; Mustelidae. Gene Ontology annotation, biological process: steroid biosynthetic process. Gene Ontology annotation, cellular component: membrane.
AUGCCCCUUCCCUGCCAGCAGAGCCCGGUGCUGGCAGGCAGCGCCACUCUGGCCGCCCUGGGGGCACUGGUCCUGUACCUGGCGAAGCCCUCCGGCUACGGGAAGUACUCGGAGAGCCUACUGCCCACCGCUACCCGCCUGCCCGCCCGCGCCGCCUGGUUCCUGCAGGAGCUGCCCUCCUUCGCGGUGCCCGCGGGGUUCCUCGCCCGGCAGCCGCGCUCGCUCUUCGGCCAGCCUGCGACGGUGCUCCUGGGCCUCUUCUGCGCACAUUACUUCCACAGGACAUUUGUUUACUCAUUGCUUACUAGAGGGAGGCCUUUCCCAGUUGCAUUCCUUGUCAGAGGGUUUAUCUUCUGCACGGGAAAUGGACUUCUCCAAGGCUACUACCUGAUUUACUGUGCUGAAUACCCAGCUGAGUGGUACACAGACGGACGGUUUCGCCUGGGUGUCUUCUUAUUUAUUUUGGGAAUGGGAGUCAACAUUCAUAGUGACUAUAUAUUGCGCCAGCUCAGGAAGCCCGGAGAAGUCAUCUAUAGGAUUCCACAAGGUGGCUUGUUUAAGUAUGUUUCUGGAGCCAAUUUCCUCGGUGAGAUCACUGAAUGGAUCGGCUAUGCCCUGGCCAGUUGGUCCCUCCCAGCGCUUGGAUUUGCAUUUUUCUCACUUUGUUUCCUGGGGCUUCGAGCUUUUCACCAUCACAGGUUCUACCUCAAGAUGUUUGAGGACUAUCCUAAAUCUCGGAAGGCCCUCAUUCCAUUUAUCUUCUAAAGAAACCAGAUAAAAAAGAAGCUAAAAGCUCCCACAUGACUUUUGAACACCAUCAAGCUGCUGAGCUUGUAACUUGGAAAGUUCCAGUGUGUAUAUAAACCAGGAGGCCUCUUGUGUUCUGACAGCCGGCCUGGAGAUCCUGUGGGGUGGCUACUCCGUGUGUCUCUGUGUGUCUUUCCAGGGUCUCUUUCCUGAUCUCCUGUUGAAGCUUUGACAAGGCUCUUCUCUGCAUGGAGACAUCUAUCUGCUCUUUAUCCAGUCCUCCUAGAAAGUGCGAAACUUCCCAAUGUCUUUCCUUCUUUGGGUGAUCUAAGUAUGUGUGGCUCUCUGUCAGUGCAAGACAGCCCUGUAGCCAAGACAGUUUUCAGUUGAGGGCAGUGCUUGUAGAAUGUAUUAAAGGUACAUAUUUUACACCUAUACAAAUGAGCAAUAUUGAAAUUCUGGAGCUGCAUGAACCCUGAGCAAAUCUCCCAAAUGAAAACCCAGGCAUGCUUUCCUCUCCCUCAGUUAAUUAUGAAGGAUGUGAAGUGAUGACAUGGGCUUUUAAUAGAAGAGCCCUCUCUUCAUAUGGCCGAAGGUGGAGGCAUUGACCCCAUUUCAAAUUUGUGCGUGGUCUCGCACCUUUGUCCUCCUGAAGUUUCCCAGAUCCCUGUCAGAGAUAUCUCAGAAAACUGGUUUGGGUUUGUUGAAUGUCAGGUUUUCUUGACCACAGAGGGAGAGACAUGACUCUGGUUGGCUAGUGAGAGAGUGAAAAAGCCUUUUACGGUAGACACUGCCCAUUCCAAUAUUCUCAGAAACCUGUGGAAAUACCCAAAUGAUGAGAGAGUGUCAAAAAAGGAAAAUGACUGAGCAAGAUCAUACGUUGUUGCUUGCCUGGACAGGACAUUUGCAGUGACAUGGAAGCAUUCCAGAAGUGCUUGGCAAUUUUCUGCAAUUUCUUCACGGCAGUCUUCAGGAUCUGCUGAGAAAUGUAUUUCCCAGCGGCAGCCUGAACAUGGGUCCUCCAAGUCCCUGAGCGCACAGGCAGGGCAGAAAACAUCUUUUGUUCGGCUCAGACAAGGAUUCACACACAGUUUGACUUUCUCUGUUUUUUGUUUUUUUCUUUAAACAUUGAAAGUUUUCAAAAUUUCAAAGUUAGAUCUUGCAUUCCAGUUUCCCUUAAAGCAUUGGAGGCUGUGGGCCCAUGGAACCCCCUAAGAAUGUGGACUGAUCAGCUAGUAUGUAUUAGAAUUUGCAGCCUUGGUGGACGGGUCACCCUAGACUGGGUGCUCAGAUGCUGGGCUCUCUAAGGGAGGGACUAAAGACUCAGAAUCAGAAUGUAGGAAACUAUUUGUCCUCUCGGAUCUAGGUGUGUGGCAAGCGUUGGAAAUGUUUAGCAAGCCCUUUUGGGAAAGGUACACCAAUUUGGU